Messenger RNA from Melitaea cinxia (Glanville fritillary), 939 nucleotides. Its product is annotated as THAP domain-containing protein 2-like. The coding region runs from base 150 to 827 and encodes 225 amino acids. The record is from RefSeq and is a predicted model, not a curated record. Gene Ontology annotation, molecular function: sequence-specific DNA binding. The transcript is spliced from 3 exons. NCBI's taxonomy places the organism in Eukaryota, Metazoa, Arthropoda, Insecta, Lepidoptera, Nymphalidae.
UUAAAUAACGCCCAACGCUAGUAGGCGAGUUUCACACCCCUGACUUGGAUAUGUUUUACUGUCAUAGUUGCAUUGGUAUCAGUAAUUUUAUUAUAAUAAUCCAUUUUUUAAAGUGUUAUAGCUUAAAAUAUUAACACAAAUUAAAAAUAAUGUCUCAAAACCACUGUGCCAUACAAGGCUGUAAAAUAUCAAUUUUCAAUAAGCCAUUUGGUGUUUCAUUAUUUUCGUGUCCUGCAUCGAAUGAAAUGAGAAAUAAAUGGCUUCAUGCUUUGAGAAAUAGAUGUGCUCUACUAGAUUGGUCAAGAAGUCGGGUAUGCUCAAAGCAUUUUGAACAUAAGUGUUUUGAUUCUCAGAAAAGACUUAAGGAGAACGCAGUACCGACGUUAUUUCCAGUUUAUAAAAAAGUGUUGAGACAUCAUGAUACUACUACACCUGAUAAAAAUAAAGUAGAUAAACUUAUGAGUAAACUUACUCAAUCAGAACUGAUUGCUGACAUAAAAAAUAGUAUGAAAAAGGUAAAAGAGCCUGUCAAUUUUGAGAAUUUUGUAACUGAUGAUCUAAAAUGUAGGCCAGAUGCUUCUAUUGAAACACAACUUUGGCUAUUAAUAAAGAAGCAAGAUAAUUUAAACAAUAGGUUGUUAGAACAUGUUGUCCAAAAUAAAAAGCAUAUCGAAGUUUUACAAAAGAAUAUUGACGAAAAAAAAACUUCAAAAAAAGAUGUGGAUCAAAAUGUGGAGACAUACAAAUAUAUAAUAAAAUGUCUUCAAGAAAAACUUGCAACCUUGGAGGAACAAAUUGAGAUUUUAACAGCUGUGGAAUCGCGGUAGCUAAUAUGACAAAUUGUCAUCUUAAAUUAUUAAGUUUAACCCUAAGAAGUGUUUUCGAUGCCACCUUUAUAUAUAUCUUUUGUGUAAAAUAAAUUAUUUCUUUAAAAAUAAA